GCUGAUUCACAGACGGUACCGGACGGACGGUCGGAACCAGCAGCCAUGAGUUGUUCAAUCAAAUUCUGGACCUUGGUGGUGAACGUGCUGUGCUUGCCUCUCCAUGUGGUGCGCGCGCUCGGCUUAUACAAACUGUACAAACGCGUCACUCCGUUUUUCUUCCAGCGCAUGACGGUUAAGUACAACGCGAAAAUGCACGAGCGUAAGAUGGAGCUGUUCCGCGGUCUGUCUGGUUUCAAGAAGCCCGGCGGCGGCCCGCUAACCAUUCUAGAGAUCGGCUGCGGCACCGGCGCCAAUUUCAAGUAUUACCCGCCAGGCGCUAAGGUGAUCUGCACCGACCCGAACCCGCACUUUCAGAACUACCUGACAGAAAACAUGAAGAAGAGCGAGCACCUGAAGUACGAGAGGUUCGUGGUGGCCGCGGGGGAGGACAUGUCCUCCGUGGGGGAUGAGUCUGUGGAUGUGGUGGUCUGCACCCUGGUGCUCUGCAGCGUCACGGACGUCCCGCAAACCCUGAGAGAGGCGCACCGCAUCCUCAGACCAGGUGGAGCCUUCUUCUUCUUGGAGCACGUGGUUGCAGACCCCUCGACGUGGUCGUACUUCUUCCAGCACGUCUUUCAGCCCGCCUGGUACUACAUCGGUGACGGAUGUGUUGUCACCCGAGCAACGUGGAAGCACCUGGAGGAAGCUGGAUUUUCGGACCUCCAACUGGAACACGUCGAAGCGCCGCUCAUCUUUGUUCUCAAACCACACAUUUUAGGCCGUGCGGUGAAGUAGAUGAAGUCUCAUCAGAUUUAUGACGAGCUCUAAUCACCAUCAGUGCAUACAAUGAUCGCCAGCGUUAGAGACGAGAGCUGUGGCUUCAGUCCUGAUCUUAAUUUUUGUAUUGCAACAAACUUCUUCAGUCUUUUGGGAGAUUUUGGAAAGAAUGUGCUGUAUUUAUGUAGAGAGCACAAUACUACUUUUUAUCCUUAUUUUUGUAUUCCCUCAUCCUGCUUGCUGACAUAUUUGUAAAACCUAACACGAGAGAUCAUCUGUGAACCAGUUUUACACGUGGAAUUCUGUCUUCUGUUCAGUGCCCUGAGAAGACUUCUGUUGUGACUUGGCGCUAUAUAAAUAAACUGAACUGUCCUAUUUUUACUCUGAUUAAAAA
Molecule: messenger RNA, 1153 nt
Organism: Nematolebias whitei (Rio pearlfish)
Lineage: Eukaryota; Metazoa; Chordata; Actinopteri; Cyprinodontiformes; Rivulidae
Product: methyltransferase-like protein 7A
Exons: 2
Coding region: 46-777 (243 amino acids)
Molecular function (GO): S-adenosylmethionine-dependent methyltransferase activity
Source: RefSeq, a predicted model, not a curated record